Messenger RNA from Calliphora vicina (urban bluebottle blowfly), 3390 nucleotides. RefSeq names its product SLo interacting protein 1 (gene Slip1). The transcript has 6 exons. Bases 269 to 3148 code for a protein of 959 amino acids. The record is from RefSeq and is a predicted model, not a curated record. Lineage: Eukaryota; Metazoa; Arthropoda; Insecta; Diptera; Calliphoridae. Gene Ontology annotation, molecular function: protein binding.
AUAAUAUUCAAAAGAUUUUUUUCCAAAGUAAUUUAAAAUGUUUAAUGUUUCGUUAGAAUGAAGUGUAAAAGUCUUAAUAUUUCAGUUUGAAAAGUUUGUAGAAUUUGUUGGUAGUGGCACAGUGGUUACACAGAUAAAAUGCAUAAAAAGUUUUAAUUUUUCUUGUGUUUUUAAGAAAAAUUCAAAUCUGUAAUUACAAUUUACACUUGGGACUAAAUUAUUUUACGUACGCACAGAAACGGCAAACGUUCCUGAUAGCAAAAAACUGAUGAUGGCCAAUGUAAAUUUUGUUGUUUUAAAGAUAAAUGAUAUUAAACUUGAUCAACUUCCACAACAUCAACAAAAGACGGCUUUAAGCAUUCUUUUAAAUGAGGAGACUGAUAACGUAGUGCUCGAAUUAAAGCGAAAAUCAUGUUGGAGUACCAACAAAAAUAUAGAUUACGAUGAUAUUGAAAUUAGCAAAAAACUGUGCUAUCUUCAAAUUCAUCACAAUACACCUUUGUUGGAUAAUAAUGCCGAUAAUAAUUCCUCAACUACAACUAUAGUUUCGGAUACAAUUGUUAAUCUGCACUUACCAAGCGCGACUCUUCAGCAAUAUUUUAUGGCGAAAUCUACGCAGACUGAGGAUAUAGCGUUUUAUGUGCAUGAACAUCUACGUAGCAUACAAAAGGACACUGAACGUCUUAUCGAGCAUGAACACAAUUUAUUUGAGCAGAGUUUGGCCCCUGAAAUAGAUAUUGAGGAAAUAACUUUAAGGAAGUCUGAUAGUAAUGAACGUUUGGGUAUAACUGUGUGUUAUAGCAAUGCCGAUGACUAUACGGAGGGAGGAGGAGGGGGGGUGAAUAUUGGUGGAGAUAUGUAUAACGAAACUGUUGUAACUGAAGUACAUAUAAGUGAUAUACAUCCGGAUAGUGUGGCUGGCCGCGAUGGGCGUCUCAGACAAGGUGAUCAAAUAUUACAAAUAAACGGGAAGGAUAUUAAAACACGCUCUGAGACUGAAACACUAAUUGCCGAAAAUAACAAUGCUGUUACGUUACUAGUUAGCAGAUAUUUGUAUGCGGAUGAGGACGAUUUUAAUGACCCUUCAACAAACGAGGAUGAGGACGAAGUACUCGUUGUAGAGGACGAUGAAGACGAUGAUGAUGAUGAAGAUGAAGAAUUCUUUGAGGAAAAUAACAUGACAUAUGUUAACUGUGUGAUAAAUAAUGAUUGUUGCAUUAAUGCCGCAGACGAACUCGACAAAGCUUUAAUGUCACAAGUGGUACAACAAGAACAACUUCAGCAAGCCUUUGAAAUGCCGAGAGCAAAAUACAAUAUAAAUACUUCUUCUACCUCCACUACGCAUACAAAUCCAGCAUAUCAAAGUAGUACUCUUAAGUGUACAAGUGAUGGUCAAAAGGAAAAUCUUUCAAAAAAUGAUAGGAAAUCUUGGGUAACAACUGGCACAAAAUGUGGAAAGAAUGCAAAAUCAAAUACGCCAAAAAUAGAUACAAGUCCAAGAUUUAAAACUCAUGAUGACUAUGAAACUGAACAUAUAUAUGAAACGAUUCCAGAGGAUCCAGAAUCAGAACCAUUUUAUUGUUCACCUUAUGAUAAUUCUGUUUAUGUUACCACCAUGACCUCGUGUUCAACUUCCACAAUUACCGAUGCUUUACAACAAUUGCAACAAAAGCAGCGUGUUGAGCAAUGGUUGGGCAUUAAACCGCCACAUGAUAUUUGUGCUACGACCGCACCACGCCAGACUGUGUGCAGCACUAAUGGCGGUGGACGUUCAUCGCCAUUUUUCAACAAAAGUGCUACCGGUACAAUGCGCAGUGCCGUUACCACGCUUACGAAUGGCUCGGUUGACUAUCUUGUAACUAAUAUUGCUCUGCAUGGUAACUGUCAACUCGAAGAUCAGGAUAAUUCGUCCAGUGCUUAUAAUACUGGAGGUUCCAAUAAUAGUGUUUCUCCCCUAAUAUUAAUGGUAAAUCCUAAAAAUCGAUCUGACCAAAAUCAUACUUUAGCCACUUCUGCUAUCAAUCCGUUAACAAAUGGUGCUACCGAUGAUGGUAUUGGACUCCAACAAAUACAUCAAAAAACAUUCGCCCAGCAAAAAAUGUAUUCUCCAAAAGAUAAAUCUAAGAUAACCAGUCCCAAAGGUGGUUCAUUUCAACUUAAAAAUAAUGCAGGUGCUCAUAAAAUGGCUGUUAUGGACCUACAAACAAAUGUUUUAGACAAAAACACUACUAUCAACAAGGAACCCAAUGUUCAUCGAAAUAUGUUGUUAAAAAAACAUUUAUUUAAUCAAAAAUUAUCGUUAGAGAAAUCUAUACAACCCCACUCACUGCAACAAAGGACACAAUGUCAUUAUCAACAGCAACCAGAUCAAAUUCAGUGUCCACAGUUUACAGCUCCUAAUUUAAGCCAAUAUCAUUUUGUAAGCAGUCAAGAGGGAAACAAUUUGUCACUUAGCAACAAAAUGCCAAAGACUUCCACCACAAUAACUUCCACAAUCACCAAUAAUCCAAAGAUAGAAGAGGAGACAAUGGUUUGGAAAGUUAAACGUCGACCGGACGGUACGCGUUAUAUUGUACGAAGGCCAGCUAAAAAUCGAGUAAUUAAAGAGCGCAAUACACGUCUGAAUGUGGAACGUUUACGAAACGACAUAACUACAACGGAGGACGAUACUAUAUCGGAAAUUAAAACUGGUCGUUAUUGGACAAGAGAAGAAAGAAAAAAGCACAUCGAGAAGGCAAAAGAAAGACGACAACAGCAGCAGCAACAACAAAAUAAAGCGCAUUUGGCCUAUGACGAUUCAACUGCUGCCACAUUGUGUAUAGGUGAGGUGACGCAUAAAAUUCUAGAAGAUCCUAGUGAGCAAGACAAGAUUAAACAUUUAACAAGGCAACAACAACAACAAGCGCCACACCAACAACAACAUUACCAGCUGCAAUUCAACUCAGCCGAAGAUCAUAAACAUUCUAUAUCUAUACACAAUAUGGAGAGUCCAACAAAGAAAUCUUCAUCAACAUUGCCAACAACAUCCAAAGAGUUUUCUACCAUAAAAGCGAACAUUGAUCAAUCCGAAGUCUUAAAUACUAUUGUAUUUACAUCGUCAGAACAAAAUCAAAUCAAUAAUGCAUUGCAAUCAGUUACAACCACAUAAAAAUGUUUAUUUAUAGAACUAUAUAAUAUCCUACACCGUUUGAGAGCAGCACAAAUCAAUUUUUACACAGUUUUUUUAAAUUUAAUUAGCUUUUUGUUCCUUUAAAGCGAGUACAUACAUAAAUACGUAUUAUACUUACAAAUCAUCUAUAGAAAAACUUUGAUCUCAGAUAUAAUAUAUUACAGUUACAGAAAAGCAGUAGCACUGUUACAGCUAUUUUUUUCUAAUACAAUUGCAAACAA